AUGGGAGAUAAUCCGUGGCAGACCAUAGACAUACACAUGCAUUAUGGUGGAUAUUUCAAAUGGAAACCGAGAAUUAGAUACACUGGCGAACACGUGAGGGUAUUUUGUGGAUGGGACCCUGAUGAAUUAUCUGUAUUUGAGUUUCAAAAAAUGUACCAAACGAUUGAGCACGGCGUUACAAAUAUGAAUUUCUGGUACUCUAUUCCCUUUCAUGACCUUGAUGUUGGUGUGGUUAGCAUCAAGGAUGAUGUGGACAUCGAAUUAUUGACAACAUGUUAUGAGGGGCUUUCAGAAAUGCACAUAUAUGCUGAGAGGGGGCCUGAUCCCAUUGAAGCUGAGAUUAGUUCGUCCUCAACUGUUAAAGGCAAGGAUGACAUCGACCUUUUAGUAAUUGGGAGUGAGGACAAUAAUGACAUUCCAGACAUUAACUGUAGAGCAAAGGACAUCUGUGAAGAAGAGUCAUCACAAAUGGAGUCAAAUCCAGCUAUUAUGGGACCACAUAGAGAGAAGAUACAUGAUUCUGGUAACAAAUCCAAGAGAAAGAAGGCAACAAAUGAUAAAAAAGUCAAGUCGCAAAGAGUAAAGUUAAGUGCAAGGAAAUCAGUCAAGCAGUUAUUUAAAGACAAAGAAGAAGGUGAUACAUCCUCAGAGUUUCGACAGUCUCCUACAAGGAAGUCAGCACAAGAAACAACACAGGCAGAGAGAGAUCCAACAUCAGAGCAGACUGACUGUAGGGGAGAACCAACAACACAGGCAGAGAGAGAUCCAACAUCAGAGCAGACUGAUUGUAGGGGAGAAAAAACAGUUCAUGAAGGCGAAGAAGAAGAUGAAGUCAUACCAGAUUAUUCAUAUUUUCCUAAUUGGAUAAGAGAAGCAGUAGAACUGCCUGAAGAUGAUGAUAUAUUUGCAAGUUUACACGGUCAAGGAUCAACACAGGCAUCGAUAAAUAUUGGAUCUGCAAAUUCGGUUGGUAUUGGUUAUGUGCAGCAACAAGAAAAUCAGCAAGCAAAAGCAUCAAAACAAGCUGAUUUAGAUGAACAUCAACAAAAACAACAUGAAAAUCAGCAACCAAAAGAUAACCCAGGAGCUGAUUUAGAUGAACAUCAACAGCAACAAGAAAAUCAGCAACCAAAACAUACACUAGAAGCUGAUUUGGGACAACAUCAACAGCAAACCCAAUCCAAAAAAUAA
This is a messenger RNA of Coffea eugenioides, 1191 nucleotides long. Its product is annotated as dentin matrix acidic phosphoprotein 1-like. The coding region runs from base 1 to 1191 and encodes 396 amino acids. The record is from RefSeq and is a predicted model, not a curated record. The transcript has 2 exons. NCBI's taxonomy places the organism in Eukaryota, Viridiplantae, Streptophyta, Magnoliopsida, Gentianales, Rubiaceae.